Messenger RNA from Nicotiana tabacum (common tobacco), 2355 nucleotides. RefSeq names its product COBRA-like protein 7. The record is from RefSeq and is a predicted model, not a curated record. Gene Ontology annotation, cellular component: membrane. Lineage: Eukaryota; Viridiplantae; Streptophyta; Magnoliopsida; Solanales; Solanaceae. Gene Ontology annotation, biological process: cellulose microfibril organization.
UUUAUUUAUGUGUAAUAUCUGUACAUAAAAUGUCUUUGUAUCCGAAAGCACAUUCAAAGAACAUGGCACCCACCACAUUUCUCUCUCUCUUUCUCCUCAUCUCCGUCGCCGUUCAAGUCGCCGGACAAACAACUCCCGUCGCCGAAGCUCCGGCUCCCGCAUCCGACGACUGCAACGGCAUAUUACUACAGUACGUGUUCACUUCCGGAUCCAAAAUCAAACCCACUUUAAAAUCCAACCCUAAAAAUCAACCCUAUAAGUUUCAGUCCAUUUUAAGCAUAAUAAACAACGGGCUUGACGAACUAAAGUUAUGGAGAGUCUUUGUUGGGUUUCAAUACGAUGAGCUUUUGGUCUCUGCUUCUAAUGUUGUUCUUGCUGAUGGGUCUUCUUUUCCUGCUAAAGUUGGUAAUGGUACUGUCUUUGCUGGGUUUCCGAAUGCGGAUCUUAAGACUGCUGUUGAAACUGCUGGAGAUGCUACGCAAACGAGUGUGCAGGUUCAGAUUAAGGGUACCCAGUUUGGAGUUGGGUCUCCUAAUGUCCCUAUGCCGUCGAAUAUUUCUUUGGUCAAUGAUGGGUUUAUUUGCCUUAAACCCUCUAUGCAAGGAAAGAGUGUUAUGCAAGUAUGCUGCAAUAAAGACCCAAAAUUCAAGACAAAUCUGACAUUGGAUGAGGAAUUCAGUCCACGACAAGAUGGGGACCUUACAAUUAUGUAUGAUAUCCUAAGAACAUAUGAUUCAAAUUACUGGGCACAGGUUAAGAUUGCAAACCAUAACACCCUCGGCCGCCUUGAUAACUGGAAACUAAGUUGGGACUGGAUGAAGGAUGAGUUUAUCUGGGAAAUGAAGGGUGCUUACCCCUCUGUUGUUGAUACUUCUGAGUGCGUUUUCGGGCCACAGGGAAAAUUUUAUCAGAGUCUUGACUUCUCCAAUGGAUUGAACUGUGAGAGAAGGCCAACAAUAAUCGAUCUGCCUCUGGAAAAGACCAAUGACACAAAGUUGGGGAUGAUACCUUUCUGUUGCCGAAAUGGGACGAUCUUGCCACCUGCCAUGGACCCAAGCAAGUCUGCUUCAGCAUUCCAGAUAAACGUCUUUAAAAUGCCUCCGGAUCUCAAUCGCUCCUCGUUCACUCCUCCUCAGAAUUGGAAGAUUGAAGGCAGACUGAAUCCAGAUUAUAAAUGUGGACCUCCAGUCCGUGUAAGCCCCAGCCAGUUUCCUGAUCCGAGUGGAUUGCUACCCGAUACAGCAGCAUUUGCAAGCUGGCAAGUUGUAUGCAACAUCACUCAACCAAAAGGAGCAAGCCCUAGAUGCUGUGUAUCUUUCUCUGCUUUCUACAAUGAAUCUAUCAUUCCUUGUCCAACAUGCUCCUGUGGUUGCCCUUCGAAUACCGCUCGUACAUGUAGUACAAAAGCUCCUGCUCUUCUCCUACCAUCUCAGGCUCUUCUGGUCCCAUUUGAGAAUAGAACCAAGAUGUCCCUUGCCUGGGCUGAUAUUAAUCAUCUUCCAGUUUCGAACCCAUUGCCAUGCGGAGAUAACUGCGGUGUCAGCAUCAACUGGCAUUUAUUCACAGACUAUAGGGGUGGAUGGUCUGCCAGGAUCACCCUCUUUAACUGGGAUGAUACUUCUUUUGCUGAUUGGUUCACCGCGGUGCAAUUGGAUAAAGCAGCCCUUGGUUUUGAUGCGGUGUAUUCCUUCAAUGGAACUAUAUUAGACGGCGUUAACAAUACCUUGUUCAUGCAAGGCCUGGAGGGCUUGAACUAUCUAGUAGCAGAAACAGAUGGAGCUAAUCCAGAGAAAGAUCCCCGAGUACCUGGGAAACAACAAUCAGUGAUCUCAUUCACAAAGAAGAAUAUCCCUGGAAUCAACAUUCCUGGCGGUGAUGGAUUCCCAACAAAGAUAUUCUUUAAUGGAGAAGAGUGCUCAUUGCCAAAGAUACUCCCAACAAGCAGCUCAUCUAGGAGGAUAUCUUCGUUUGCUGUCACUACAUCCAUACUAGCACUUGUGGUUUUUAUGUUGAUGCGACAAUAGCAGUGAAAUGCGACAUUUUCUCUUUAUUCCAUACCUGCCAAUUGAUUCAUUCUUUAGAUGAUGCAAUGCUGCUGGUGAAACAGUCUUUUAAUCAGUUUAUCAGAUUAUGUCAAUGUGUUCUCGGCAAGUUUUGAUUUACUUAUUCUGGAAUUCUUUUUCCAGACAACAUAUACGUUAGUACCUGUAUCUAGUGGGCAAGAAUGAAUACCUCAGUAUGAUUAGUACUUGUAAUUAAUUUUCAGUCUUUAUUGUUUUUUGUGAUUAGCAAAUUUGUAUCAGUUUACUUCUUAACGUGGUAACAUGUCAAUGAAGCUGAGCAAAAAUUCUCUUA